AUGGCGACUACAAUGGUGAACGGCCACCAAGAAAUUGACGUCCCAGCACCGCCUAUUGACCCUAUCUCAAGACCACAGACCCCUCCGCCUCCUCCGUCUACAGCAACGAACCCUCCUCCACCUCCACCUUUGUCAGAUGUUGCGCCGCCUCCACCCCCGUCUGACAACGCAAUCCCGCCUCCGCCGCCAGAGCCCGUGCCACCACCACCGAGUGACUUCCCCGAGCCUUCCGUUGACGAGUCAAGGCCUCAGCCUCCGCCCAAGAAGAAAGGAUGGGGUUCUACCAAAGCGCCCAAAGUCACGCCCCUGAGCGUGGAAGAGCUGGUGAAGAAGAAGCGCGAGGCCGAUCUGGCUGCCAGCAAGCCAAAGUUCUUGACGAGAGCGGAGCGUGAGCGGUUGGCUUUGGAGAAACGCGCAAAGGAAGUCGAGGCGGCAGGCGCGGCAAAAUCGCAAAAUGGUAUUCUUCGCGAGGAUUCGGUCGGUCCACCGACGCAGCCCGAGCAAUCCAAGUCCAACUCGUCGGUACCGAACCGACCGAGAGCCCAACGCAAUGGAGAUAUCCCAACAGGUCCUGCUGCGAUGCGGUCGCGGGAGCCCAACAGAGGUGUCGAUUUGGCGCCGCCUCCCCCACCCAAGCCAAUCGCAUUUGGCGGAAGUGAUUCAAAGUCAGCCCAGAAACGACAGGCUGAAGAGGAUCCUGUAGAAAAGGCAGAACUCGAGUUGAUUCGACAGAGGUACAUGGGGGCGAACAUGAAUGUUUCGACCUUUUCGGCCCAAAAGAAGCGACGGCGCACGACCGAGAAGAAGUUCAAUUUCGAGUGGAACACGGAGGAAGACACCACGCCUGAUUACAAUCCCAUCUACAACGAGCGGGCGCAACCCACUUUCUUCGGACGAGGCAGGUUAGGUGGAUUUGACGACCAGGCCGCGGAGGCUGCAGCAAGAAAAUAUGCCGAAGCCUUACAGUCGAGGGAUGGAGAAGCUGGAGCAGCACGAGCUCAAGAGAUUCUUGAAAUGGAGCGGAAAAGAAAAGAGGAGUCCAACCGGAUGGCGAUCGACAAACAUUGGAGCGAGAAGAGGUUGGAUCAAAUGCGCGAACGAGACUGGCGUAUCUUCAAGGAAGACUUCAACAUCAGCACCAAAGGUGGCGGCAUACCCAACCCCAUGCGGAGCUGGCAAGAGUCGGGACUCCCCAGACGGUUGUUGCAGAUUGUCGAGCAAGUCGGUUACAAGGACCCUUCACCUAUCCAGAGAGCUGCCAUCCCCAUCGCCCUCCAGAAUCGAGAUCUUAUCGGUGUGGCUGUGACUGGGUCUGGUAAGACGGCCGCCUUCUUACUUCCGCUUCUUGUUUAUAUCUCAGAACUGCCUCGACUGGACGAAGAUGAGAUGCGACGGAACAACGGCCCUUACGCCAUUAUUCUGGCGCCGACGCGUGAACUGGCGCAACAGAUUGAGAUUGAAGCGAAAAAGUUUGCAACGCCCCUGGGCUUCACCGUGGUGUCUAUUGUCGGUGGACAUUCGAUCGAGGAACAAGCCUACAACCUUCGCAACGGAGCCGAGAUCAUCAUCGCCACGCCCGGUCGUCUCGUGGACUGCAUUGAGCGGCGGAUUAUUGUUCUAGAGCAAUGCUGCUACGUGAUCAUGGAUGAAGCCGAUCGCAUGAUCGACAUGGGAUUCGAAGAACCCGUCAACAAGAUCCUCGACGCCCUUCCUGUCAGCAACGAAAAGCCGGACUCGGAAGCUGCCGAAGACAGCAGGGCCAUGUCGAGCCACAUUGGCGGCAGGGACAUCCGCUACCGGCAGACGAUGAUGUACACGGCGACCAUGCCGCCGGCGGUGGAGCGGAUUGCCCGCAAAUACCUGCGGCGGCCGGCGAUCGUGACAAUCGGCAAUGUCGGCGAGGCCGUGGACACAGUGGAGCAACGAGUCGAGUUUGUCGCGGGCGAAGACAAGCGCAAGAAACGGCUCCAGCAGAUCCUGGCCUCGGGCGAGUUCCGCCCUCCCAUUAUUGUCUUCGUCAACAUCAAGCGCAACUGCGACGCCGUCGCCCGCGACAUCAAGUCCAUGGGCUUCAGCUCGGUUACCUUGCACGGCUCCAAGACCCAGGAGCAGCGCGAGGCCGCCCUGCAGUCCGUCCGCGACGGCAAAACCGAUGUUUUGGUCGCCACCGAUCUCGCCGGUCGCGGUAUCGACGUCCCCGAUGUGUCUCUUGUCGUCAACUUCAAUAUGGCGAACAAUAUUGAGUCGUAUACCCAUCGUAUCGGCCGUACCGGUCGUGCGGGCAAGAGCGGUGUCGCCAUCACCUUCCUCGGCAAUGAGGAUGCUGAUGUUCUUUACGAUCUCAAGCAGAUGCUCAUGAAGAGCUCGAUCAGUCGCGUUCCCGAAGAAUUGAGGAAGCAUGAGGCCGCUCAGCAGAAGAGCCAGCGUGGUGCGGCUAAAAAGGCUAUCACUGCAAGUGAUGAGUCUGGCGGGUUUGGUGGUGGGAAAGGUGGUGGCGGCGGGUGGUAG
This is a messenger RNA of Exophiala dermatitidis NIH/UT8656, 2508 nucleotides long. Its product is annotated as pre-mRNA-splicing ATP-dependent RNA helicase prp28. Gene Ontology annotation, molecular function: RNA helicase activity; ATP binding; RNA binding. Gene Ontology annotation, cellular component: catalytic step 2 spliceosome. Lineage: Eukaryota; Fungi; Ascomycota; Eurotiomycetes; Chaetothyriales; Herpotrichiellaceae. Bases 1 to 2508 code for a protein of 835 amino acids. The record is from RefSeq and is a predicted model, not a curated record. The transcript has a single exon. Gene Ontology annotation, biological process: mRNA splicing, via spliceosome.